Messenger RNA from Williopsis jadinii, 1428 nucleotides. RefSeq names its product amphiphysin (gene RVS167). The coding region runs from base 1 to 1428 and encodes 475 amino acids. Lineage: Eukaryota; Fungi; Ascomycota; Saccharomycetes; Phaffomycetales; Wickerhamomycetaceae. Gene Ontology annotation, cellular component: mating projection tip; Rvs161p-Rvs167p complex; actin cortical patch. The transcript has 2 exons. Gene Ontology annotation, biological process: plasma membrane tubulation; endocytosis; actin cortical patch localization. Gene Ontology annotation, molecular function: protein binding; lipid binding. The record is from RefSeq and is a predicted model, not a curated record.
AUGAGUUUUAAAGGGUUCACAAAGGCUAUGUCUAGAGUUCCUCAGAACUUUAGACAGAAGCUCAACAUGGGAGAAGUGACACACGAUCCCGUGUACGAUGAUGCAGAGAGACGUUUCAAGGAAAUUGAGAAUGAGACAAAGAAGUUGAGCGAGGAAUCCAAAAAGUACUUCACCGCCGUCAACGGGAUGCUGAGCCACCAAAUUGGGUUCUCCAAGGCAAUGGAUGAGAUCUUCAAGCCAAUCAGUGGUAAGCUGUCUGAUCCAAACUCCACCAUCCCUGAGGACAAUCCCGAAGGUAUUGAGGCGUCAGAACAGUACAGACAGAUUGUUGCUGAUUUGCAGGAGACGCUAAAACCAGAUUUGGAGUUGAUUGACACGAAGAUAGUCCAGCCAGCACAAGAUAUGCUGAAGAUCAUUCUCUCCAUCAGAAAGAUGGCAACCAAGAGAGAACACAAGCAGCUGGAUUUGGAUCGUCGUAAACAUACGUACAACAAGUAUGAACAGAAGAAGGAGAAAACCCCAAAGGAUGAGGAAAAGAUGUACAAGGCCGAGGCUGAGAUGCAAGUUGCACAGGAGGAGUACGACUAUUACAACAAUAUGCUGAAGGAGGAGCUUCCUGUCCUGUUCCAAUUGGAGGCACAGUUUGUUCAACCAUUGUUUGUGUCUUUCUACUUCAUGCAACUCAACAUCUUUUACACCCUUUACAACAAGUUUGAAGAUAUGAAGAUUCCAUAUUUCGACUUGAACUCCGACAUCGAGGAGGCAUUUGCUGCUAAGAGGGGCGAUAUCCAAGAGAGAUGCGAUGCAAUUGGAAUCACCCAUUUCAAAGUGGGUCAUGCUAGAGCCAAAUUGGAGAUGACCAAGCGUAGAUAUGGUAAAGAAGGAGCAGCAGGAGUGGGAGCCGCAGCAGGAUCAGCAGGUACAAACACUCUGCCUCCAUACACUCCACCAGCAACUGCUGGAGGUUAUGGUCAGCCUGCUGCUGCCACUGGAGGCUAUGGACAACCUGCUCCUGCUGCUGGAGGCUAUGGACAAACUGCAACUGGUUAUCCUGAUGAAAAGGCACAGUACCAACAGGCCCCAGCCUACGGACAACCAGCGUAUGGACAACCAGCUUAUGGACAACCAGCUUACGAACAACCGGCAGCAGCAGCAGCAGGUGGCUAUGGCCAGCCUAUGACACCACAGUCUGCCUCCUCGUAUGCUUCGCCAGCACCAGUCGCAGCAGCAGCUCCACAGGCAACACCAGCAGUGGAGACUUGUACUGCGUUGUAUGACUACGCAGCACAAGCUGCGGGAGACCUAUCAUUCACCGCAGGCACUGUCAUCGAGAUUGUACAGAGAACUGCUGAUGCCAAUGGUUGGUGGACAGGAAGGGCAAAUGGACAGCAAGGUGUCUUCCCAGGUAACUACGUACAGCUCAACUGA